Molecule: messenger RNA, 1425 nt
Organism: Durusdinium trenchii
Lineage: Eukaryota; Dinophyceae; Suessiales; Symbiodiniaceae
Source: the annotation of a GenBank genome assembly
AUGGUCUUCAGGGCCAGCACAGCAAGUUUCACUUCGCUGCAGUCCUACGUGGAGCCUGAGCUGCUUCGAGGAGUGCCACUCCACAUAUGUUUGAGUGGCUGGGCUAAGCACUGGAAGCAGAAUGAGGAUGCCGCGUUUAGUAUUGCCGCUGCCAAUUAUGAUUUGGGAUGCCAGAUUGAAGAGUAUGACGUCUUUCUCAGCCAUGAUUGGGCUACGUCGCGCUGGCUCAAGCUCUUUUCACUGAUGAUCAUUUUCAACUCGAGAGCAGCCUUCGUGGGCAGCUUCACAGCCAGUGUGGCGUUGGGCCUCUUGCGAUCCUUCGAGAUCGUGCCCAACGACAUGUGGACCAUUGGCAUCGGGUACUUGGUCUAUUUGCUGUUCCUUUGCUUUUGGCAGCGUAUUCGAAGACUGAUCUGCUGCAGACCACUCAUGGUUUUUGUCGACAAGCUGUGCAUAGCACAGCACGACGAGCAGUUGAAGGAAAAGGGGAUCUUGGCCCUGGCGGGCUUUCUGGACCAUUCCAGAAAGCUCACGGUGCUGUGGUCCACUCGCUACUUUCAGAGGCUUUGGUGUGCUUAUGAGUUGGCAGCUUUCUCUCGCGCAGAAGAAAAGCCGCUGCAGGUCAUGCCUGUAAAGAUGUCUUUGAUCUUGGGCCUUAUGUCAGUUGGUUGUCACAUUGUUUGCCUCCUCUUCUAUGGCUUCGCAUGGUCGGACUUGAGCAUCACCGCCUUCAGCCGGCGCCUAGUGGCCAGUGGUGUGAUGAUGGUGGCUCUUUGUACCGUGAUGCCGGUCGUGUGCUACAUCGGAAUUCAGCUCAUGGAUGAUCUCACACAAUUGCCGGAACAGCUCAAGACCUUUCGUAUUCAAGAGGCCAAAUGUUUUUGCUGCUCAUCGAAUCAUGUGCAUCCACUAACUGGAAGGAAGCUCAUUUGCGACCGGAAGCUGGUGUUUCACACCUUGAAGAAGUGGUUUGGUCACCGGAGAGACAACUACGAGGGAAGCCAUUUAGAUUUGUUCAACCAGAUGAUUCAGGAAGAGCUCAGUCAAACGAUCCUGCAGACGGUGGGAUCGGACACUUGUCCCCUGAGCUACUGCAUCUACAUGGUGAGUGCCGGAAACCUUCCCUUCAUGGCUCAGUACAUCCCUCGUGUAGCGGAUGAAUUGCGUAUGGAUACAUCGCCGCUGAACCACUGUGUGGUUGCUGCGCGCCAGUUUAUGGCUUGGGCGAUCAUGUCGCUCUUGAGCUUGUGUGCGGUCCGCAUCAGCAUGCUUUUUUUGGCGGGUGGGUUUGCACUGGAGCAAAACCUCUUGGUUAAAGUCCAGGGGGCUGAUCUCAGUGCUGAUCUCGCUGUUGAUCGUUUUGACCUUAUCACUGUUGUGGUUUCCAUUCCAAGUGGUCUACGCCUUAACCUCGCGUUACAGUAG